AUGCCGAUUGCCAUGCCGCCUCUGACAUCUACAUCAACCACUACUACUGCCAUGCAUACAGAGGACACGACUGUAAGGUUCACACUGACAGGGGCGGGAAUGACGCUGACCACAGCGCCGGUUCCACUGCCACACUUUGAUGUGGUGGCGGAGCUCACGUCCUUGAUCCUGGCAAUCACGCGAGCUGGGCGUCUGCCUACCAAUGCACACGUUGUCAUGACGGCCGCGUGGCCUCUGCCUAGGGGAGGCCGUCAUUACAACAUACCCAUUCUUGUUUACACUCCCGAUGAUUACGAGUACAUUGUCCUGGACCCGUCCAUUGACGGAUCUCAGAUCCAUAGCCUGGUGGUUCAGGCUGGCACCCUACCAGAGCAUGUUUUGUCCCGUAAUCAGGAGAACCUGGGCCUUGCAGCUUGGGUAAAUGGGGCCCCGCAGUCGGCAGUUCGCCGGCCGCUGCGCACGGGUGACUUUGUUCAAAUGUUCCCCGGGGACCUACGAGUGCAAUACCCCGUCGGGCAUCCCAUGCAACUUCUAGGAAGUGUGAACAGGCUGCAAUGCUUGAGUGCUCCACUGCGUGUUCCGGCUUUCAACACAGUUGCCGCAAGGGCUUCGCAUGCAGGGGCAAAUGCCGAAGUUCACCAGGCCUUGCUUACUGGGUUGGACAGAGCGACCAGAGCUCGAGUUGAGAUGUAUGGCUUGCCAUCCCGCACUCGGCAAAAGGUGGUGCUGCUGGAACCGGGCCGCGCUCCGCACACCGUGUGGCUCGACCUUAUGUCAUGCCCUUCUGUAGGUGAAGCUGAACCCUUGCUAAGGGAGCUGCGCAUUUUCCCUGCCGACGCCAGAAUCCUCGAUUCUCGCAUCGAGACAUUGAUUGCGCAGGUUUUCAUCAUUGCCCCGCGGGAGGUGCGAGGAAUGACGUACUCAGUGCCCAACCCCAUCUACUUUGGAGCUCAUACUCUCAUCCACCUGCCGGCUGACACCAGCCCGCCUUGGCACCUCCUGCCAGUGCAAGACCAACUCACUUUGGUCCCACCAUCUGAAGGAUGGAUCGAUGGCGCUGGCAUCCUGGUUGCAAGACCCCAAGGACGGAGGUCCCUCGCGCGGAUGGCACCCUCACUUGCCCAAAUCCGACCGAACGCUGAGCUUCUACCACCGCCUGUCCCGUCGACUGCCGCAGCCUCAACCGAGCCUGCCUCAUCUAGUGGCAAUCCUCCUGCUGCUACCGCGGCCCCUGUCACUGGUGCCAACACCGACUCUGGCCGCGGCUCAUCUGCCGCGUCGAAACCCAUGAGUAUUGUAACGGUGCGGCAAGUUGCCCAUUUGGAAGCGGCCAUUACGGCUGAUAAGGUCUCUGUGGCUACGCCAUUUGGCCGCAGGGGGAUUGCGGCCGCUUCCCGCGGUACUGCUGAUAACCUCGUUCCUGAUGGGUGCAUGUCUGCAAAUCUGGGACGCAACCCCCUGCGCCAGCAGGGCCCCAGUGACCUAGACCUCCAUGAACAGCACGCUGAGCCUAGAUCGUGUACAGCGCCAACAACAGCCCUCGAGGAGCUGCCUACAGCUGCACCCACAUUCCAAGAGGCAUCGCUGCACCUUGGGCUUCCGGCUGAUGCUAAGCACCUCGCACUGGAGGGAUUUUCGCUUGCACAUUUAUGCAGAGAGAAGCCGAGAGGGCGGGGUCUGCACAAAGCGUCACAGACUUUCCUCGAGACGCUCGCUGCAGCACCGGAGGACGCCAUCCCACAAGCCUUGCUCCUCUACGUGGACGGCUCCUACGACUCCGGAUGUGGGGCGUGGGCCGUAUGCUGUCUUGGGCUUUUCUCUGAGGAAUGGCUUUGGGUGGGAUACUUUGCUGAGCGUAUCAGCGAUGUGAUUUCCGUCCGUUCUGCCUUCGAUGCCGAACUCUAUGCGCAGUUGGUUGCAUAUGGCCUUGCGGCCCACACUGCUGUACCCACCACGAUUUACUAUGACUCUCAGAGUGCUGCAGCGGUCGCUAGUGGAAAUGCCAAGACCAGCGCCAUUGACUGUCUAGUUCGUGCUGCUAUGGGUUUGUACAUGUGUGCUGGGGUGCAAGGGCAUUGGCCAAUCCUCUCUCACGUGUACUCCCAUCAAGGGGACCCCCUGAAUGAGCUAGUUGACUUUGCAGCAAAGCAAGCCCUGAAGUGUCAGGGACCUGAUGCCACCCUUGGUGACUCGCAUGUCACUAGUUACAUCCUGGAGGGUGCGUUUGACUGGAUCUGGCUCUACACUGCCAGGGAUUCUUCCGUUGCAUGGCCACGUUUUGACGAAGAUGGCCGCUCCCGACCAGUAGCUGCGGAGGCUGCUCCACAGAUUCCUUGCACGCCAGCUACCUGGGCAGCGGAUGCGCAGCAGAGUGUGUCUACAUGCGUUCGGUUGCAACUGAGAGCGGCCACAUACAACACACUCUCGUGCAAAACUGCUCUGCAACGUCAAUGUCUUUCGGAAUUCAUGCUAGCCCAUCGCAUCCAGGUCCUUGGCAUACAGGAGGCCCGGCAUGAAACCGUUGGCCGCGCUUGUGUCCAGGACAUUUUACGCUUUGCGGGUCCCGCCCCUGGCGGACAGCUUGGCUGUCAAAUCUGGAUCAACAUGGCUGCGGGCCCGUGGGCGCGCCCCUUCUUUCGCAAGGCAUUUCAACAUGAACGCCUCCUCGAGGUCCAUGCCAAGCUUGGCGAUCAAUGUCUCGUGAUCAUAGCGGGGCAUAGCCCUACCGCAGUUGCACCCGAGACCGACCGCAACGGCUGGUGGAGAAUGCUGCGAGACCGGCUGCUUGCUGUCCCUGCUGGAUAUCAGCCUUUGCUCCUUCUUGACGCCAACGCCAGAUUCCAAUGGGGUGAAUGUGUUGAGCACCCGGCCAACUGCAAUGCGGGCGCCUUUCAAGAAGUUUUGGAUGAAUUUGCGCUGCAGCGUACAGAUGCCUAUGAGGCUGAUGGGCGUCCUCGCAUCACCUGGCGACCACCUGCAGGUACUCUCAGCACCGGAGCAUGCCUUGACUAUGUUGUUGUCCCUAGGGCUUGGGGCCAACAGUUCACCAAGCAGGGUGUUCUCCCGAUAUCCGACGAGCAUGCGGGCAUCGACCAUGACCCUGUCGCCGUUGAGCUCGAUGUCCAGCUAUGGUGUCCACCCCGGGUUGCACGCAGGUUGGAUAGAGAUGCCAUGCUCACGCCGGAAGGCCGCGUCAAGCUGCAGCAAAUUUACAACACCAUGCCGGAUGUGCCUUGGGAAACCAGCGUUGACGAACACCUGCAGCGCAUCAACCAGCACUUGCAGCACCACCUUGCAGCUGCAUUCCCAGCGACGGACAGGCCGCGUAAGCCUUCCAUGUCACAGCGAACAUGGCAGCUCAUCGCACAUCGUCGAGAGCAGCGGCGUGUCCAUCGUCGCCGGGCAGCCCUCCAGGCACGGUCAGUCUUGAACCAAUGUUUCCGGGUGGCUCGCAAGCGCCAUGAUCUCGUCUUGGCGCAACACAUGCGCCGCAUGCAGCACUUGAGCCGUCAGCUGAGAGAUGCCCACAGGGCAGAUGAAGCCGAAUACGUUCGGCUCACGUAUCAAGACUGUCGAGAGCAGGGACGCACCGCCCUCGCGCGCCGGCUCCGGUCUGUCCUACGCAGUGGCAGAGCCGCCCCCCAAGCUGGCCUUCCGGAGGCCUUGAAUGCAGGGGGUGAACUUGUCACUGACCCAAAUGCCAUCCUACGAGCAUUUGGCGCGCAUUUUGCGCAGGCUGAAGAUGCGACUGAGGUUCGCCUGGACAGCUUCGUGAUCGCUCACCCCCAUGCAGGAGCUCAUGUUGCGUUGGAAGGUGCCCCCACCCUUGCCGAUGUGUCUGCCUCUUUCGCUUCGCUCAAAUCUGGCAAAGCAUCGGGUCUGUCUGGGAUCCCAUCGGAAGCAUACUCGCAGUGUGCACCUCUGGCUGCUGUUUGUCACAUGCCCCUGGUGUUGAAGGCGAUUGGGCGACGGCACAUGCCGCUCCUAUGGACGGGGAUGAGGGCUCACCCAAUUCCCAAGGCUGGCAAACCUGCGGACCUUUGUCUGGGAUAUCGGUCAAUCGCUCUGGCCGAGCCAGCGUGCAAAGCCGUUACCAAGGCCACACGCAGGGAACUCAGCACCGCGUUCGAGCGCCAGGCCCUCCCUACCAUCGGAGGUGCGCGAGCGGCCUUCCCCGCGGAGGUUCCUUCCAUGGCCGUGCGCUCUCAUAUCGCCGCCCUCAAACAACAGCGCAAGGCUGGCUCGGUCCUAUUUGUGGACGGCGUUUCAGCUUUCUAUGCUGCGCACCGGGGGCAUCUCUUCACCAGCGAGGCCGGAGUGCUGAAGAAACACAUUGAAUCCCUACCGCUUGAAGCAGAGGUCCGCGCGAGGAUCCAGUGUGCCUUGGCGGAUACCGGCGCUCUCGACAGAGCUGGCAUCAGUGUUGCCACUGCCACACUACUGCGGGCAGCGUUCCACAAUACCUGGUUCUCUGUGGAUGCCACCGCCCCGCUUGUCUAUAAAACAGAAAAGGGGACGGUGCCCGGCUCCCCUGUGGCAGACAUGUUGUUCCAGUACGUCAUUGCAGCCUCGAUGGAGUGCUUGUGCAGUCAGCUGCGCGAUGAAGGCAUUGCAGCCCAACUCACCACCGGAGCUGAUGCUGUACAAGCCUCGCCCCAAUCCUGGCUCGACGAUAUUGCAAUACUUGUUACUUCUGCCACAUCGGAUCAUGUUGCUGAUGACACCUCCCGUGCUGCCUCACUUGUCUGCCAGUACCUUCUGGUGGCAGGCAUUGAAGUGAACUUCUCGGCUGGAAAGACAGAGGCGGUCGUGUGUCUCCAUGGCACUGGUUCAGCCAAGGCACGCGAGACUCUCUUCGUGGCACAAGCGGCCGUUGUCGAUGUCCGGUUGCCUGACAAUCGCAUCCUCAAGCUGCGAUGUGUCGAUCGCUAUACCCACCUCGGCGUUGUUCGGGAUGGCCGGGCUGAAGACGUGACUGCUGUCACUGAACGGGCCAAGCUCGCGCGCGAUGUCUUCCCUGCCUUUAAGAGACGGAUCCUGACAAAUGCUCACUUGACCCUUCCUGAGCGUCAAAAUUUGUUAGUCGCAGUCGUCCUCGCUAAGUUUCUCCAUGGUGCCGGCACAUGGGCCUUGGACAGCGCUGCGAGCAAAAGGGUUUUUGAUAAAUCCUACAUGGGCUUUCUCCGCGGCAGUGUUAAACCUCUGCAUAAGGUAUCUUGCAGAAGGCUGAAUGCGCAGCAGGUGUGUGCACUCACUGCGACCCUACUGCCAGAUGAGGUGCUGGCCGUACGCCGAGUCCGAGUCCUCGCCCAGUUGCACCAGCGGGCAGAUGAUUAUUUGACCCAGAGCCUUGUUGCGGAGGACAAAUGGCUCCAGCAGGUGCGGGCUGAUGUGCUGUUGAUUGCUUCCCAACUGCAUGACGUGCCCCUGCUCAGCUGGAUCCAAAGUACGCCCACGCCUGAAGGCCUAGUCCGCACCUGGCCGCGAGACCGUUCUGCAACAACGUCGCUUCUUCGGCGUUUCCGCAAGACGUGCAUUGACGGUCGGACGGAGCUUGUUGCGGGAGCAAUCCGGAAGGCGAAGGCCCAUCAGGCCAUUGCAGAUGCUGGACUCCACUAUGCACGGAUACCGCAGUCGUAUCCAACUGAGGCCCUGCAUAGGUGUGGUGUCUGCAACCGAGGCUUUCGGGGCGCUGCACGCCUCGCCGUGCAUAAAGCAAAGAAGCACAAGGUACGUGCCAUGCAGACAUACGCAUGGGGCACAGCAUGCGAAGUUUGCAGGAGACAGUACUGGGAUACUGCCCGCCUACGUGACCACUUCCGUAGGUCGCCAGAUUGUGCUUUUAAGUACCAGCAAGCAGAGGUGGAGGCCGCUGCUAUGCCCGAGCAGUGUGCACCACGCUCUACCCCACCGACCGCCUUGGUGGGACCCACUCCUUGGUGGGCAACCUUGAGGCCUCGGCCUCAGCCACAGCCUGCUGAUGAGAGCCUCACUCCCGGCAACCGAGAUGAUAGCUUGGAUGUCAGCCAACUUGUUGAGCUGCACCAAGUUCCUACUUUCGUUCAGCAUUGGUUGCGUCUGGUCGAGACGGGUAUCUCCUGGCAUGCGGGUUUCUGCGAUGCGGACUGGCAGAGACCUCUUGUACAGUUAGCAGCUAUUAUAGCUGAACAUGUCCACCUUGUCGAUGGUGAACAUACUUUUGAGGCGGGUAGUUUCGCUGUUGUCCUCCAGGGCGAUGCAAUCCUGUUUGGACCAGCUGAAGCACUGCGCAGAGCGCGUGCUGCGGAUUGGCCUUUUCUUUAG
Molecule: messenger RNA, 6303 nt
Organism: Symbiodinium sp. CCMP2592
Lineage: Eukaryota; Dinophyceae; Suessiales; Symbiodiniaceae
Source: the annotation of a GenBank genome assembly